Messenger RNA from Ectocarpus sp. CCAP 1310/34, 1815 nucleotides. The record is from the annotation of a GenBank genome assembly. Lineage: Eukaryota; Phaeophyceae; Ectocarpales; Ectocarpaceae.
UGACGAUGGCUGAUGAACCGGCGUUGAUAAUCUGUCCUUUGCUUUCGUAGAACCUGCAACACACAGGCAUCGAGCUGCAGGCAUCACCGAACGGCGGUGCGGGUCGCCAUUAUUACUCCGAACCUGCGCCGCACCAUCAUCCCUACCGAUGGCGACUGCUAACCUACCCCCGACCGCGUAUGUUCCGGUAGGCAGCGAAUUCGACGGAGGACGACCCCUAGGCGAAAGAGUCCGUUUCAACGGGGUGGGCGGCGUCAGGAAGGAUUGGUGGUGGCAGCCAGGACCGGUUGAUUCGUGCUGCUGCUGUUUCUCUCUUGCCGCAGGCGUGGCAGUUCUAGCGGCCCUCGAUGUUGUUCUUGGGGCCAUGAGUCUGUAUAACUUGAGCUUCAAAACCGGGGACGCUGGCCUGCAGCAACUGCUUGCGGGCUUGGAGAAAAAGUACGCCGAGGAGUGCGAAGAUGUUGCCGAGGCGUCGCCCGACUGUCUUGCGCAGGCGUCGAUAAUCCUCAGCCUCAACAAGACGCAUGACCUCUACGUGCCCGCAGUUUUGCAAGGCGUGAUUGCCGCCAUUUUCGGAUUUGUCGGACUUCGGGCCGUAUUUGCCCACGAUACCCGCGCUGCAAGGGCAUACCUGUGGUCUUGGCCGCCGAGAAUCGUGCUGACACUGGUAGAGCUGGUGAUGCAACGGAUCAGGCUCGAUCACUACGACAUGGGAUUUCUCUGGAUAUUGGCCGUGGUUUGGAACAUCCCGCGCGCUCUCAUCCUUGCCUACUGUCUCAAGGUGGCGUGGUCGUUUUGGGUGGUGGUUCGGAGAAACAAUCGCGCUGCCGCAACGGCCGCGGACACCUCGGGGAGCAUCGAGCUUGAUGGGUCCCGCAGCUCUGCCGUGUAAGGGUCGCAAAAGCAUCCAACAGGCAAUGCACACGACGACCCGUGUGUGAUAUGCAUCCGUGUUCAGUGGGAGCAGCUUUUCGCAACAGUCGGCACGAGCAGGAACGUGAGAAUACUCUAUAGCGAAACGAGACCCCGAGUUGCCCCCAGGAUGGCUGCUGUAAUAGAAGUGAUCGCAUGGCACCUCCUCCAGCUGCCCCUCUAGGCUAUUGCCCCCCGAGAUAUAGGCAACGUAAAUUUCGGGUCAAGGCUCAUUUUUCUUACUUGGUCGUCACCGUCAAGCACAGGUUGCAAUGUAAAAUAGAGUUUGUGUGAGUAGAGUUUAGUGGAUAUUGAGCCUCUCUCUCAUAUCUGGCGACUGUUUUUUCGAUUGCGGGCACCAACGGUGUUAUAGCUCGAUCAUGCGGAGUGCCAGCAAACAUGUAGAUGUCCUGGUCAUUUGAAUCCGGGUGCGCCACCUUGCGUUGGUUGCUUGCGGUAUUGGGUGCUUCCGUCGUCGUCACACGUGCACAGAAGGGAGGUUGCCAGUCGUGACAGGUAUCAAUCUGGCACGAGCGGCGUCAUUGUUAUGGACAACUGCUGUACCGACGAAUUUGUCCGGUGGCGUGUAUGUUGAGUUUCUGUCUCGAUAGUUUCGUCUGAGGCAAACAGGUGGACGCGCUUGGUUCAUGUGGACUAUUCCGUGAAUGUGUUGGAUAUUUGAAGAUUCAAACAGUUUUGUAAGUUUUUGCAAUGGGCGAUGUUGGAAAUCUGGGUUGGACUGAAGCUUUAGGGAGAUGUUGGAAGUCUGCUGCCCACACGUUUUACUUUCGUCACGUUCUGAUCUUGUCCUAUUUAUUUGCACUCCGGUCCCUAUCAGGAGCCCCAUCGUCGCCUCUCCUCUCGUGGGCACCGCUUCACACGGGACUUGUUGUUGUUGUUGUU